AUGGUCGUGGACACGGCCUACUACGACACGCUGGGCGUCCAGCCAACGGCCACGGAACUCGAGAUCAAGAAGGCCUACCGCAAGCUGGCCAUUGUCCACCACCCAGACAAGAACCCAAACGACUCGACGGCGCAUGAAAAGUUCCAGGCCAUCGGCGAAGCCUACCAGGUCCUUUCAGACACCGACUUACGCAAGGCCUACGACAAGUAUGGCAAGGACCAUGCCAAGCCCCAGGAGGGAUUCGCCGAUCCCGCUGAGUUUUUCACCUCCAUUUUCGGCGGCGAGGCCUUUAUCGACUGGAUCGGCGAAAUCAGCCUAAUGAAGGACCUGACGGCCACCAUGGACAUAACCAUGCAGGAAGAGGCGGAACAGGAGGCGCAAGACGAGCCCGAUCUCUUGGCAGCGGAUGAGGCCAAGAAGAAGAGCUCAACCGAGCAAAAGACGGGCCGGGACAGCGCCGACGGCGCGGCGGUGCCACCACCAGUGCCUCCUCGGCAACCAGCGCCACCUGUCGUUGUUAUUGACCAAGAAAAGCCCACCACGCCCGCCGGCGGCUCGGGCACCGCCGGCUCGGCUGUGCCUCCCCACCGAUCAAACGCAGCCUCCCCGACGCCGUCCUCCAACUCGCGAACCAAGACACAGAUUCCCCUCCGCCCUGCACUCACCGACAAGUCGCACGACGACAUCUUAGUCGAUAGCUUCGAAGAGGCUCUGAAGCAAAAGGACAAGAAAAAGGGCGGGCUGACCAAGGAGCAGCGCGAGCAGCUCGCCGCGUUCGAAAAGGAGCGGGCCCGCAUACGCAAGGAGCGCGUCGAGAGCCUCGCCCGCAAGCUGCUCGACCGCAUUAGCGUCUGGACAGAGACGGACAAGGGCGCCGACGUGACCGAGGCAUUCCGGGAAAAAAUGCGCCUCGAGGUGGAGAACCUCAAGAUGGAGUCGUUUGGCAUCGACAUACUCCACGCCAUCGGCCAGACGUACGUCUCCAAGGCCUCGUCGCUGCUGCGCAGCCAAAAGUUUCUCGGCAUCGGCGGCUUCUUCAGCCGUCUGCGCGACAAGGGCACGCUGGUUAAGGACACGUGGAACACCAUCAGCAGCGCCAUUGACGCGCAGCAGACAAUGGAGGACAUGGCCAAGAUGGAGGAGAAGGGUGGCGACGACUGGACGGACGAGAAGCGUGUCGAGUACGAGCGCCGCGUCACGGGCAAGAUCCUGACGGCGGCGUGGCGGGGCAGCAAGUUUGAGAUUCAGAGUGUGCUGCGCGAGGUGUGCGACAGCGUGCUCAAUGACAAAAAGGUCUCGCUGUCGAAGCGGUUAGAACGCGCGCAGGCUCUCGUCCUCGUUGGCGACAUCUUUAUCAAGGCUGAGCGCUCUCCCGAGGAAGAGGGCGACUAUCUCGUCUUCGAACAGCUCGUCGCCGAGGCCGCCAUCAAGAAGGACAAGGACGAGGAGAAACGCAAGAAGGACAAGAAGGGGCGGGACACGGCCGCCCACCAUCAACGCACCUCGGCCGAAGCGGCGGCGGCGGAUGCGCCAAACGUGCCCAAGUCAUAG
Messenger RNA from Hirsutella rhossiliensis, 1551 nucleotides. Its product is annotated as x-domain of dnaJ-containing domain-containing protein. Gene Ontology annotation, biological process: protein import into peroxisome matrix. Bases 1 to 1551 code for a protein of 516 amino acids. The record is from RefSeq and is a predicted model, not a curated record. Lineage: Eukaryota; Fungi; Ascomycota; Sordariomycetes; Hypocreales; Ophiocordycipitaceae. Gene Ontology annotation, cellular component: cytosol. The transcript has 3 exons.